AUGUCAGGGCGUCGCGCGGAAAUUGAGGCGAAGCGUGCCAAGCUCGCUGAGCUUCGGCGUGCGCGAGAAGAGCGUGAGGAGCGCGCACGGAAGCUCAAGGCUGGACCAGGGGAUCCUCACGCACAUGCCAGUGCAGUGUCGGCCGCCUCCAUCGACGAAUUAGUUGCUUCGCUCCUCGGAUCUGCACACGACGCGUCCAAGCCUAGCAAUCCCUCACAGCACGCUGCGCCUCCUGCAACUGCAGCAUCUCCGUCAAAAGAUGUUGCGAAAGCAGAUACGGUUGUAACGCCGUCUUCUUCCGCCCAACCUGCAUCAACCUCGACGACCAUCACUGACCCAAGCACGAGCCAAGGUUCAACCCACGCGGUGCCUUCCGACGCCCCUUCCGUCCGUCCUUUGACGCCACCUUCUACACAGCCAGGUUCUGAUUCGCAAUCGUCACAUCAUGAGGAACCUCAUGAUGAGCCAUCGACCAGCAGCAAACACUCUACAAUGAUACCCACAGCGCAGGCUCCCCAGCGUAUCUUAUACACAAAACAGGUCCAAACAGAUCCAAUCGAGACAGACGAUGUGGCACCAAUACAUGCAGAAAAAGAUGCAGCGAAAGACGCGGGCAUCGUUCACCAAAGCGCUCUUGCGUCGCCAACAUCGCCGUCUGCGCCAGCGCCACAGCCACCUUCCCAUUCGCCACACGAACGUGUGCCAUGUCAAGGAGCAGCAGACGGCUCGGUCGACUUGGUCGAGCCAAGUAUCUCUCUGUCCCCGUUGGAACGAGACACACACCAACUUCCAGACGCAGAUUUCACUGACUUUGUGCACGCGAAAGCCACGGUCAUGGAACGCAUGCUCGACGAGCGCUACAAUGUCCUCACAGACUACACACAUGUGCCGACAGAGGAUGCACAAGAGUCCAAGCAGACAAGCAUGCAUCUGGUGCGAACAUUCAUGGACGACGCACUUCUCGAGACGCGUUCCGUCACUGAUGUCGAUUGGUCCGCCAAGCAUCCGGAGCUUGUUGUUGCUUCCUACAACCGGAAGCGUGUACUUGUGCAUGAAGACGACCACGAUGGUAUUGUUGCAGUUUGGAAUAUGCACAUGCGUGAGCGACCGGAAUUUGUGUUUACCGCACCGACAGAUGUAGUAUCGGUGCUGGCAUCGCCAUUCCAUCCCAACCUGUUCAUUGGCGGUACCUUUGGUGGCCAAGUGCUACUGUGGGAUACCCGGCAGCGUGGCUUGCCAGUACAGCGGACGCCUUGGGCAUUUUCAGCCUCAGCCACCGGUCUCACUCAUAGUGCACCUGUGUAUACCGUUCGCCUUGUCGGCUCGGCGCAGGCGCACCAGCUCAUCAGUGCGUCGUCUGAUGGCGUCGUAUGCACUUGGUCGCUCGAUAUGCUCGCGCGACCGCAAGAGUCUAUUUCACUCACGAAUCCCAUGCAUCCACGCAGUGCCAAAGUCGGUGUCACGUCCCUUGAUGUGGCCCCCCAUGAUACCUCGCAUUUCUUCGUCGCGACGGACGAAGGCAAUCUGUUUGAUGCACAGCGUUUUGACCGCGCUGGCAUCAAGGCUGGCCUCUCCAUGUCUCAUGCGUAUGUGGGACAUACAGCACAUGUGACGCGACUGGAAUGCCAUCCCACACACAUGUUCGAAGAGCGCCUGCCGCUCAGUAUUUCGGAGCUAUUCCUCACGUCCAGCAUGGACUGGACCACUGCCCUGUGGCGUCCGUCCAAUUCCACUACAUCACCAGCAGGCACUGCCACGGAUGUUGCCAGUGCCGCUGCUAGCGCGUCAGUUUCAUCGAUCGUGUCGCCGGCCAAGAAUUUUUCGGUGUCUUCGGCAUCGCCCGUGCCUUCGCCCUUGCGUGUCUCGUCAUCAUCGCAUACAUCCUUACCCUCUUCCAUGUACUAUUAUCCACAUGCGAAUCCGAGGAUCGCCACCAGUCAACGCACAAAUCCACUUGCUUUCCGCACCGCCGCCUCGGACACGCCCCCUUGGUCCGCUGUGGCUCCUCUCGCUCGCUUCGACCAGCAGCAAGACUAUGUAAUGGAUGUUCGCUGGCAUCCUCAGCAUCCAGGAAUAUUUGCGCAGGUCGAUGCGAGCGGUCAUGUCGAUAUGUACAAUCUGUGUCAAAGUGUGGACCGUCCCGUGCUUAGUGCAUCCACACCCCAAGGACGCGGACUCAAUCGCGUCGCCUGGGAACGCCGCGGCACACUUCCCGAGCAUGGCACGCAAGGCGCGACGCGGCUCGCCGCAGGAGGCAUGGAUGGCCGCUUGCAUGUGUUCCAAGUGCCUGACGCUUUUAUCACGGUGCGUGGUGAGGCUGAUGUGACGGAGAUGGAGCGGGUACUUGCGGCCAUGGGAUGA
Molecule: messenger RNA, 2361 nt
Organism: Malassezia globosa CBS 7966
Lineage: Eukaryota; Fungi; Basidiomycota; Malasseziomycetes; Malasseziales; Malasseziaceae
Exons: 1
Coding region: 1-2361 (786 amino acids)
Biological process (GO): transport along microtubule
Cellular component (GO): cytoplasmic dynein complex
Molecular function (GO): dynein light chain binding; dynein heavy chain binding
Source: RefSeq, a predicted model, not a curated record